This is a messenger RNA of Hippocampus comes (tiger tail seahorse), 2754 nucleotides long. It is a transcript of the gene ap4b1, whose product is annotated as adaptor related protein complex 4 subunit beta 1. Gene Ontology annotation, molecular function: clathrin binding. Gene Ontology annotation, cellular component: membrane coat; clathrin adaptor complex. Bases 106 to 2547 code for a protein of 813 amino acids. The record is from RefSeq and is a predicted model, not a curated record. Gene Ontology annotation, biological process: vesicle-mediated transport; intracellular protein transport. NCBI's taxonomy places the organism in Eukaryota, Metazoa, Chordata, Actinopteri, Syngnathiformes, Syngnathidae. The transcript has 15 exons.
UCACGCACACCAACAGAAACACAGAAGAAGAAACACGGAAGUCCAUUUCAAUGCGAAAAUAAACAUUCAAGCGGGUUCAAGCGUGCAGGGUUUUCUGCGUCCACCAUGCCAUAUCUGGGCAGUGAGGACACGGUGAGGGACCUGAGGAGAGCUUUGGCCAACCCCCAUGUCCAGUCUGACCAGCUGCGUUAUAGGAACGUCAUUCUUAAAGUCAUCAGGCUGAUGUCGCAGGGUUUGGAUGUCUCCAGCCUGUUCAGUGAGAUGGUGAAAGCAUGUGCCACAGUAGACAUUGUCCAGAAGAAGCUGGUCUAUGUCUUCUUGUGCUCCUAUGCCUCUUUGAAUCCAGAGCUGUCUCUGCUGGUCAUCAACACAUUGAGGAAGGACUGUCAGGACUCAAACCCGAUGGUCCGCAGCCUGGCCCUCAGGAACAUGACCAACCUGAGAUUGCCCGGUUUGAUGGAGUAUGUGGAACAGCCUCUCACAGCUGGACUGAAGGACAGAGCAGCUUGUGUGCGACGGGUCGCUGUGCUUGGCUGGGCCAAACUGCACAAUCUCCAUCCAAAUUCUGAAAUAGAUGCUGUGGUGGUGAAUGAGUUGUACAGUCUUCUCAGGGACACUGAUCCUGUAGUGAUGGUGAACUGCCUUCGAGCUUUGGAGGAGAUACUGAAAGAGGAAGGAGGGGUUGCUAUCAACAAACCCAUUGCUCAUCACCUCCUCAACAGGCUGAAGGAUUGUGACGUGUGGGGUCAGAGCGAGGUGCUUAAGAUCCUCCAGCGCUACCAACCUCAGUCUGAGGAUGAGCUCUUUGACAUCCUCUCCAUGCUGGACAGCUCCUUGGUCAGUCCCCACCCCACCGUCAUGGCAUCCACUCUCAGCCUCUUCCUCAGCCUGUGCUGGGCCUUGCCCGCAGUCAGCCUGGCUGCCCUGGAACGAGUACGGGUUCCCCUGCUUGCCGCAUGUGGGAGUGCCUCCAGAGAAAUCAGGUUCACUGUCCUCUGCCACAUCCAGUUGCUGUUGCGGUCCGUCCCUGGCCUGAUGGGGGCACACUACAAACGUUUCUUCUGUGGCUAUGCUGAACCAGCCUAUAUCAAGCAGAGGAAGAUGCAGGUGCUGGUCGAACUGGUAAAUGAUGACAACGUCGCCCUCUUGCUGGAUGAACUGAAAGACUACUGCACUGAUGUCAAUACAGACACUGCCCAGGCUGCAAUAUCAGCUGUCGGUCGUAUCGGGCGGAGCUACAGCGACAGAUGUCUAGGGAUUCUCAUUGGACUGCUCGGGCUUAAACAAGAGAACAUCACUUCUGCUGUGGUGCAGACAAUGAGGGAUCUAGUCUGGGUGUGUCCUCAGUGCAGUGAAACUGUGUGCUCUGCUCUGGAAGGGUGUGAGGAGAUACUGCAGGACAGCCAGGGCAAGCAGGCCUUGCUCUGGUUGUUGGGAACAUAUGGUGAUCGAGUCUCCAGCGCCCCCUACACGUUGGAGGUGUUCAUUGACAAAGUGAGGUGUGAGACAUCUUCGCCAGUCAAGAUGGAGCUACUGACCGCCACCUUGAGGCUGUUUUUGUGCCGUCCCGCUGAGACUCAGGACAUGCUUGGAAGGCUGCUGCAUUACGCCAUAGAUGAAGAGACAGACAUGUGUGUACGUGAUCAGGCACUGCUCUAUUACCGCCUUUUGCAAAGUGGGAUUGACGAGACUCGCAAGGUGCUCCAGGGUCGGAGGUCAGACCCCUCCCUCGGUGUUCUUAUUGGCCUUCCCGCAGAGCCUGUAAAACACUGGGCUCGCGUCUUCAACACACUGAAGCCACUCUGGCAGAGCUUCUCAGAGACUGAAUCAGUCAGAGGCAGAAGCUGUCAAGACACAGCAUUUGAGCCCAACUCUGACCUCUCAGACACCCUUACCUCAUGUCAGCUUGAAAGUGUUCAGACAGAGCGUGGCGGCGAGCGCACACCAUCGCCUGCAGACUCUCUGUCGAGCAGCACCAUUGUCCCUCUCAGCUUGCUUCCGACUUUAACUCCAGGAGAGUUUGAGAAUCUGUGGCUGCGAGGUUUUGAGCAAGCUGGGGAGGAAGAGGAUGGUUUUUGUAUGACAGAACAAGUCCAGUGUGGUAAUGUCACCCAGCCUUCGCCACAAAGCUUUCAGGCUGCAAUGCAGCUGGUCAACAUCCAGAUACUAGCCUUUACGCCAUCACACACACUCCCCUGGAGGGUCUACCUGUACACACACACUCAAGCCCCUCCUUGCACAACACUCAUACUGGGAGAGUUACUUUAUACCGGGAAGCCAACUGAAGAAGGAGGUGCACAGGAUGGCACCAGAGAUGACGAGAAUGCGAAGAAAACAGUGGUGGGUGGACAAACAGAGAAAAAGGUCAAUAAUGAAGAGGAAGAUGCAUCAGGAAUUAGGAACAGCGGUGAGUUGGCAAAGGACAAUGGACAAAGAGCGGAAGUAAAAGUGACUCUAAAGCAGCAACCAAGAGAUGACAAAGCUCUGAGGGGUUUCCUCUCUGUACUCAUCACUGUACUGCAUACGCUGUCUUCACAGAGGGAAUGAAUGUGCAUCACUCAAAGGCAACACAGUGGAUGAGAGGUUGACGCAACACCAAGGUUGUGAGAGUGUUUUCUGAGCGUAUUUUGCGUGUUCUUGCUGUGCUUGUGCGGGUUCUCUCCAGCGGCCGUAUCUUAAUGCAAAAACAUUUACUGUACAUAAAGUUCACUGAAAACUUACAGGUAAAGCCGUAGAUAGUUAUCUGUCCUGUGA